Molecule: messenger RNA, 3424 nt
Organism: Momordica charantia (bitter melon)
Lineage: Eukaryota; Viridiplantae; Streptophyta; Magnoliopsida; Cucurbitales; Cucurbitaceae
Product: Tetratricopeptide repeat (TPR)-like superfamily protein
Molecular function (GO): protein binding; mRNA binding
Source: RefSeq, a predicted model, not a curated record
AAUCAUCGAAGGGAUUACAAAUUCAAAUUCUCCGAUCCUUCGACCCAAAAAUCCGGGGUGACAAAUUCAAAUUCCCCAAUCCUUCGACCCAAAAAUCCAAUUUCUGAGAGGGCGGUCUGCUCGUAAAAACGGCGGUAGACAGUCACUGUAUUCUGUUUCUUCUCUUCUUCUCUACCAAAAAAUCGCAGCAACAUCUUCAGAAAUCUGAAUCAUUUCUCAAACUUCAAUAUCCUUUGUAUUUAGAUUUUUCUGUUCUUCGUUUUCCUUGUUUUCAAUAAUAUGAACCUCCUUCGCAUUCAGUUCUCAAGGAUUUCCAUCAACCACCUCCGUAACUCGAAUUUAUCCAACCCCCAUUUCGUUUCUCUCAGAACAUUUUCAACCCAUUCAAGUUUGUUGAAUUCUAAUCAUGGUAAUUGCAGAAGUUUUCUCCUUUUAUCUCAAAUCCGAAACUGCCCGGUUCCCGUCGUCUCUUUUACAAAAUUUCGUUUGAAUUUCUUCUCAAGUAGGGCACCUUCAAGAUCCUUCAGGAGGAGGGCGAGCAAAAGAUUGAAAUCCAGCAUCAAACCUUCACUGGACGAAACCCUAUUUCAGGCGGCAGUUUCCCAAAUCCCUCCAAGAUUUAGCCCCGAAGAACUCUGUAAUGUCAUUUCUCUCCAGGAAGAUCCCAUGGUGUGCUUUGAGCUGUUCAAUUGGGCCUCACAGCAGCCUCGGUUCAGACACGAUGUUUCCACAUAUGAGAUUACAAUUAAGAAGCUGGGUGAGGCCAAAAUGUUCGAGGAAAUGGAUGAUGUUGUGAACCAGGUGCUUGCUGUUCCUUCUAUUGGUUCUGAGACUCUUUACAAUACUAUGAUUUAUUUCUUCACUGAGGCGAGGAAGUUGACUAGAGCUAUUAAUAUAUUUAAGCAUAUGCAGAACAACAGAAACUUGAACUGUAGGCCUUCAAUUAGAACCUAUAAUCUUCUUUUUACUGCAUUCUUAAGUCGGGGUCGUAAUGCUUAUAUAAACCAUAUGUAUAUGGAGACCAUUAGAUGUCUGUUCAGGCAAAUGGUGAAUGAUGGGAUUGAACCUGACAUAUUCACUUUGAAUUGUAUGAUUAAGGGGUAUGUGCUUUCCUUGCAUAUCAAUGAUGCUCUGAGGAUUUUUCACCAAAUGGGUGUUGUGUAUAGCAGCCUCCCAAAUUCAUUUUCCUAUGAUUAUUUGAUUCAUGGGUUAUGUGCACAAGGACGAACGGAUAAUGCAAGGGAGUUGUGCAAUGAAAUGAAGGAAAAGGGGUUCGUCCCGAGUAGUAUAUCGUAUAAUUCAAUUGUGAAUGCUAUGGCUCUCAAUGGAGAGGUUGAAGAAGCAGUUAAUUAUUUGUGGGAGAUGAUUGGUAAUAGAAGGUCAGCUGAUUUUGUUACGUAUAGGACGGUAUUAGAUGAAAUGUGCAGGCAAGGGAGGGUGGGAGAAGCCACAAAUUUGUUGAGGGAAUUGCAAGAGAAGGAUCUUGUGGAUGGACAUACUUAUAGGAAACUUUGCUAUGUGCUUGAAGAUGACUAUGGAAAUUUAAAUUGAUGGCUGGCUGUUGUUGAGGUGGAGUUAUGGCACUGUGCGAUCUAGGAAGACAGGAUCGCGACAUUUCACAUUAGAACUCAGAUGAGGAAGAUAGAAAAGCACCCCAUUUCGCUCUCUCCACGUCCCUAAUUGUAGUUCUCUAUCAAUUGAAGGUCUAAGACUUACUGCUGUCAUUUGCCAACAUGAACGGUAAUUGACAUGUACUCCUUUCUUUGAUGUCGGAGGUUCAAAUCCCAUAUCCCCAAGACGUAUUGGUGCCAUUUACUAAAAACUUCUGAUUUAUCCAGAUGCCUUGCCUCAUAAAGCUAUAAAUUGAGAAGAUUGUACUGGAGCGACAGCUGGUGCAUAUCUAUUGUCGCUACACGGCUUAUAAAUUCUACAGAUAUUUGUUAAUCAGUGGGGUGUAUUCUCAUGUGAAGGAGCCGUCUUUGUGGGAGCUGAGAUCCAAAAGGGAGUUAGAGUAGGGCCCUUUAACAAGAUAUCUUCACCAAAAGAAGCUCGUGAUCCCUUUAUGGCUUUGUCCCAUCAAGUUCAAGGUACUUCUGCACAUGGUGGAUCCUACGAGUUACUUAGGCGAUCGAAUGUAGUAGGGUCAGACGGUUGUCUAGUGAGAUUUCUCGAGAUGCCCGCAAGCUGAUCUGAACACUCAUGGAUAUCCAAAAAAACAAAAAGCUCCCAAAGAAUUUCUGAGCACUCGAUGGCAGGAAAGAAACCAUAACCAACAAAAAAACAGAGCAGUCAGCCAUUCUCACCACGGGCAGUCACCAAACGCUUGCAGUUGGUCGAUGGAGAGAUCAAGAAUUUACAAAGUGAUGUAGGUGAGAUUAAGCAAAUACUGGAGAUUAUACAUCAGCAAUUGAAAACGCUGAAUACAAAUCAGAGUCCAACAAGGAAUACUCAACCUCUGCCCCCAAGAAUCAACCAAGAUGUAAGGGAGGAUGAUUGACAGAGUCCAACAAGGAAUACUCAACCUCUGCACCCAAGAAUCAACCAAGAUGUAAGGGAGGAUGAUUGACAGGGUAUUCGCAUUGCAUUCAAGAAAGACCUGCAGAACCUCCAAGAUUCCAUCAAGAAAGAGGGCAAGAUUACAAUAGGGGUCCAAGAUUGUGUCAAGAUUAUCGUCAUCACCUCCAAGAAGUCAAUCACAACCCUUUGUUUCAAAGACGUCAAGAUCUUUUGUUGGAUUUCUCCAGCGACGAAGAAGAAGAUUACUUGGAGAUGGAUGACAAUCGACGGUAAUUUCAAAGGAGGCCGAAUAGGCACCAAGAUGCACCAUUUCAAAAUGAAAAUUUGCCUACCUACCUUCGGCGGCAAAAUGGAAAUUGAGGGGUUCUUGGAGUGGGUUUGGAAUGUGGAAAAUUUUUUCUCAUACAUGAACACACCGGAAGAUAAAAAGGUACGCCUCGUUGCUUUUAAACUUAAAGGUGGUGUCUUUGCUUGGUGGGAUCAAUUAGAGGUCAAUCGUCAAAGGUAUGGUAAGCGGCCUAUUCGGAGUUGGGAACUUAUGAAAAGACUAAUGAGGUAACGGUUCCUUCCCGUCAAUUUUGAACAUAUUUUAUAUAAUCAAUAUCAAAAUUGCCAUCAAGGACUUGUUCAAUUGCCGAUUAUACUGAGGAGUUCCAUCGGCUCGGGGCAAGAACCAAUCUUUUGGAAAGCCAACAGUAUUUGGUAGCUCAGUUUAUUGGUGGAUUGGGUGAUGUGGUUGCACAUCCAUAUUGUUAUUGUCUUAUGAAAUAAUUUUUUAAGGAUUAACACAUUUCUUAGAACCUUAGUGUGCUCUUAUUAUUGUAGAUCUCUUUAGUAAAAUUGACAUUUGAUUCUGUAGAGGAAACCAAAUGAUACUUACAUAUUAAUCAAAUCUACUUUUGUUUUA